Molecule: messenger RNA, 2589 nt
Organism: Lingula anatina
Lineage: Eukaryota; Metazoa; Brachiopoda; Lingulata; Lingulida; Lingulidae
Product: ras-related C3 botulinum toxin substrate 2
Biological process (GO): small GTPase-mediated signal transduction
Molecular function (GO): GTPase activity; GTP binding
Source: RefSeq, a predicted model, not a curated record
UGGCGAGGAGGACCUGGUUGGUGUACUUGUCAUGUCUUUGUCAAAUCAAAUAGAUGUGAGGACACUCUUUGUGUUAGUAAAGGACCACAUCGGACUCAGGAGACCAGUAUGAGGACUUACAUGUGUCAUAGUGAGGGUUUUUUAAUGUCACAUCUCAUUAUCCUAAAAUUAACUCAUUCAUCCAAAAGAAAGUGCCAAUUCCCUGAAAAAAAGGACAGAACUAAAUGGUUUUGGCUAUAGCUUCAGAAAAUAUUGAUAGUUGAAUGUAAGACCCCCACUACACGAUGGCGCAAGCUCGGCCCAUAAAAUGUGUGGUUGUUGGGGAUGGAACAGUGGGCAAGACUUGUAUGUUGAUAUCAUAUACCACAGAUAGUUUUCCUGGGGAGUAUGUGCCCACAGUGUUUGACAACUACACUGCUUCUAUGAUGGUAGAUGGCAUUGCAGUGAACCUGGGAUUAUGGGAUACGGCGGGACAGGAAGACUACGAUAGGCUACGGCCACUCUCAUAUCCACAGACUGAUGUCUUCCUGCUGUGCUUCAGUGUAGUAUCGCCUUCAUCCUACGACAAUGUCGUCACAAAAUGGCACCCAGAGAUCCGCCAUCACUGCCCGGAUACUCCCAUCAUACUAGUUGGUACAAAGAUAGAUCUGAGGGAAGACAAGGAGACUCUGGGGCAGCUGUCAUCACUGGGUCUAUCCCCUAUUAAAAGAGAGCACGGUAUUAAGCUGGCUUCCAAGAUCAGAGCUAUUAAAUACAUGGAGUGUUCUGCCCUGACUCAGAGAGGACUCAAACAGGUAUUUGAUGAAGGUGUCAGAUCUGUCAUAGCUCCGCAACCAGCAAAACCACAAGGAAAGAAAUGCAAAGUAUUAUAACAUUGGGGAAACAAAUGUAGCUAGAAAGGAAAAAAAAAAAACAAUUUUAUACACAGAAUGGUGUACACAACUUUUUCAGAUCAACUGUGUUUCUUCAUAUGAAAAAUAUAGUGACAUCUGGAAACAAUUGUACAAUUCAAAUGCAGUGCAGUAUAUAUUGUGUUUGAUAAUGUUACCUUUUAAAGGAGAAGUGUUGUGACAUUUGGAAGCAGCUGUAGUUGAUUAUAACUUAAAAUACAGAAAGUGUGCACAUCUUGUUGGGAUCAUCUGCAAAUGUUGGAGAAACUGAAUCAUUUGGAAAUAGAUCUUAGUCCACUGAAUAAUGUAAGAUCUACAAAUGUCAAAAGUGUGUCCAAAGUUUUAAGACAAUCAGGUACUAUUUUAAGAUAUUUGGCGACAGCCGUAACAUUAAAAGUGUGACAUACAUGGAAAAACUGCAUUUAAACUUUGAGAAUAUUUGUACCAUUUAUGUGAAAAGUGUCUUGAAAUGGAAAUUUCAGUUUUCAGAGCAUAUUUUCAAGCAGAUUAAUAAGAAAUAUACAGGGAGUUACAGAAAAAAGUGCACAGUUUAGGAUUAUGUAAAACAGCCGGUGGUCAAAAAGACUAUUAUACAAUAGCAAGUUAGCACAAGCUUUCAUUGAAGGCCAUGCUGAUGGAUGACCUUCAAUAUCAUAGCAACUGGAAUUGCCUGUACCACCUGAAAAUCUAGGUCAGAGGUGCACAGGUGUCAUAGAGAUCUACCAACAUAUCUUGUACUGCAUGAUAUCAAAUGACUGUUGAAACGUAGAUGGGAUACCAACAGUUUGGUGACUAAGAAUAAGGACCUAUUUCACAAAAGGAAUUUAGCCUGGAAAUUUGCUUCAACUUUGAGACCACAAUUUGAAUUUACUUUGAUCCAAGAUAAUUAGGUAUUUGUUCAGUUGAAUUGAAUAUUACUCCUGCUUUAUAAAGAGAAAGGUGUGGUUAAUGUUCGAGACCAGUAUAUACUUUUUUUUUGAGUGAACUAAUAAGAAUUUUUCUGGAAGAAGACCAAAGUUUACUCUCUAAGAUGAGACUAAUUAUCAGGCUAAAGUGCUUUUGUUGAAAUGUCCCUUAACUAUAGAAACUUGUCUUGUAGCAGGCCGAGUUUCAUAGUUUUGAGAGCGACUCUUCCUUACUAGGAAGGCUGUUUUGUCAGUGUUUCUACUGAAAUGCAGGUUGACUGGUGUAGAUUAGUAUAAAAACCUCACAAAACACCAAAUGUCUGAUUUAAUUUUUUUUUAUUAUUAAAAAAAAUUUUUUUUUACAGAUGAAGCACAUCUUGCAAAAAUGAGAUUAUGAUGUAAAGGACUGUAUGUGAACGCUUUACUAUGUACAUGUUUACGUGCUGUUCAAUUUAAGCUGAGACAGCUUAAAGUCAGAUAAUUUUGAAGCUGUUAUCGUUGAUAAUCAACUCUGUAUUACUGUUGAUAAAUGUUUCCUGUGAGUCAUUUAAAACAAUCAUUUAUAAAUGUCAAAUGUGCAAGGAAAAAAUUGAUGCAAUGUUAGUAUAGUAGGCUAUCAAUGUGAGUUUUGUACAUUUUGCAUCGCUCAAGACUUGUUUUGGCCAGUGACAGCUUACUGUUAGUAAAAAUACUCGUAAAAAACCUUAAAAUAUUUAGAUUGUAAUUUUCAGAUAUGUAUGCAUAUUGAAUGUUAUAAAAUCAGGUUUAAUAAAGUACCACCUAUUGUGGAAGAA